Molecule: messenger RNA, 561 nt
Organism: Clonostachys byssicola
Lineage: Eukaryota; Fungi; Ascomycota; Sordariomycetes; Hypocreales; Bionectriaceae
Source: the annotation of a GenBank genome assembly
AUGGAUGAAAGCGUGCUCAAGGAUCUCUGGAUUGACAACGAUGAGGGUCCGUUCAAGAGCUCUUCAUACACGCUUAUUUUUAGGGGUUCUGGCCGGAAAUCUGUCAGGGUCGAUACUGGCGAUCGCGACAUUAUACUCUGCGUCUCCGCUGACGAGACUGCUACCCGCCUGCUCCACCUCCAAAACGUGCGCAAUGAUACAGUAGACGAGGCCAAAGCCGCCAUUGCACAGCUCCUUGACGAAUUGAAGUCCCAAGAUGUGAGCAGAAAUGAAAGACAUCUAAGACCGGGAUAUCUAAAAGUAGAACAUGUUAUCGACGACAGUCACGAGGCUGUCCGGCAGUUUCUUUUCACAGAAGCCAAGAAGCGCAGCCUUGGGAUUACUUGGGAUGAAGGAGGGUAUUCACGUUCGACGCUGCGAAGACUCUAUUACCAGCUGUGGUUCAAAGUGCGUGUAUUGAGCGAUGGCAGUUGGAUGACGGACAGUGGGACACGCUUCCAACAGGUGAAAGACCGAGGCACAUCCCAGAAUAAUGGAAACGAUAGUCAUCACGACGUAUAG